This is a messenger RNA of Paramuricea clavata, 2863 nucleotides long. The record is from the annotation of a GenBank genome assembly. Lineage: Eukaryota; Metazoa; Cnidaria; Anthozoa; Malacalcyonacea; Plexauridae.
GAUUUUUCGAAGAUCACUGAUGAAGGAAUGAUUUAUCAUCAUAUAGGGGCUGUCGCAAGACGAUCUUGGUGACUUAAUUGAAGAUAUGAAACUUUACCUUGAGAUUGAUGAAGGAAAGAAUCAUCAAUUUUGGCAGGUAGGGAAAGCAGAACUUCAUCACUUGGUUAGAUCAAGUUGCUGUAAGCAACUUUUGUUACCAGACAACCUGAAACCAUUAAAAACGUAUCAAUGUUUUGAGCGUAAACCCCUCGUCAAGAGGUUGCAUGGCAAUCCAGUAACCCCUCCUUAAAAUCUCUGAGGGUCAAAGACCCAUUGGUGCUGACAACAACAAUGACACGCUGAUUCCAUUGCGUUUAAGUCCACCUUAGACAAUCUGCUAUACUACCACCACACCUGGUGUUUGUCGAUAUUAAUGACAUUUUUAGAACUUUAGCGGGUAUGUUAUCCAUUCCAGUUGCCUUUGAAACUUUUAAACUCAAACGUAUGGCAACAUUAUUCGUCAUCGUAUAUAAUUGCACCAUCACUUACUGCCAUUUUAGCCUGUCUCUCAAAUCUGGCGUAAAAAUCGAUGAAUGGAAGUUGGCCAGGGUAAUCCCAAUUUAUAAAUCCGAAAAUCGAAGUAAAUGUGAAAAUUGUCGUCCAAUAUCAAUCUUGCCGAUAAUAAGUAAAGUGUUUGAGGGAGAGGUUUUUAAUCAAAGAUACAGAUACCUAAAUGAAAACUCACGCAUAGAUUGGCCUUAUCAGCUUUUGCAACACUGAAGCACAUGAACAACCAGGGUUAUUUUAACGUGCAGUUCUACACAAAAUGUACAGUUCUAAACCCAUUUGUGCAGUUCUUAAAACUCAAAUGUACAGUCACCAAAUUAACAAAAUAUAACCUCAAAACAGUCUUCUCAUCUACUUGUUUUCCUUGUGGAUGCUCCAGAUGCCAGAAAUGCUGUCAUUGAGAAUCAAAAAUCUAAAUGUUUUCUGGGAGAGGACCACCAGACCCUCAUAUUUCCCUCACAAAUCACAUAUGUGCUGGGGUAAUGGAACAGGAGGUAAAAUUGGGAAAGAGCGAAGCUAUCCAAAAGAAAUUAGAGUGGGAGAACCUAAUAUUCUUUGCUGCCUAAGGUUAUUAUAUCUUGAGUAUUCAUGAUUCCCAGUUACAUGUUUUGAAACAGUUUUUGUGGGUGGUUGGGUGAAACAAAUCUUUGCCAGAACUUACGAGCCUCUAAAUUCAAAAUUGGGGGGGAGGGGGACACCCCUACCUGUAGCUUCUCCACCCGGAAUCUGCCAGUCGUUAAUUUUUUCUCUUUGGUCCUCCCCGUGAGCCUCUACGCGCCCACUUCAGGCCUCAGCCCGCGCGCCCGAUCUUGUUUUCAGCCGCCUGAGAAUUGCCUGAAUUCUGUUCAAUAUAAAAAAAGAAACACUAAUAAAGAGGAAUUAUAAAAUAAUACCAGAUCUACAAGUAUAUUUAAAAGCGACUGGGGACGAGUCUGACCCGGAAUCGAGUUUGUCUGGCCCCACCCAACCACACCUUUAUUCUGCCACCUAUUACUAAUUGAGAGUCUAUCAUAAUUUGCAACGUUAACUAUAAAUUUACAACGUUAUAUAUACUGUAGAUAAAAAUCCUUUGACCCCCAGUCAAACUUCUUUCACCCCCCAGUCAAACACGUGAUGCUUCGAAACAUCCCGAUAUGUGCAGUUCUAAACUUUUCUUAAAAUAAACCCUGUGAACAACAAGCCAGGGUCAUGACAAAUAUCGAAGGACAAUCAGCACACUCAUCAUUGUAACAUAAAGCCUAGUUCUCAUUUAUCGCAAACUGUCAUCGACGAUCGACGACGCUUAUCGCCGAUACUCGGCGAGCGCGAUUGCACGAAAGUUCUCAUACAUCGGUGAUCGUCGCAGAUGACAGCCGAUGUGUUUCGAAAUUUCCCACAAAGGCACAAAAUGGCCCCAUUCAACGUAAAGGUCAUGAUUUCUGUCAAACUUCAGUUGAUUAUUUCCUUGCUUGUUGAGGAAAAAACAACUUUUACUCAUUUCUCAUAGAUUUUUCAAGCAGGUGGCAGUCGGCGAUGGUCGCAAGAAACAAACUUUUUUGUUUCCUGCGAUGUCAUCGCCGAUGGUCGGCGACGAUUACGGACAAUCGGCGAUAUAAUUUUUGAUGUAUUCUCAUAAAUGGCAAGCGAUCGCCGACGUAGCUGUCGUGUUUUUGAAACACAUGAAAUGAUUUCACAUAACAAGAAAGGUUUUUAGUAUAUUUCCCAGUUUCUGUCAAUCUAAAAUAGUUUUCUUUUCUUCAGGACAUGUUGACUGUCACAAGAAAUGAAGAAAAAAAGCUUAAAAAACAAAACCCUCAAAAAGGUGGAUAAUAUUAAAUUUCGCAUAUUCAUGUUUAAAGAGGUGUUCGUUUUUGGCAAUUGCUAGAUAGUAUACUUCAAAAAUAAGGUUUCCGUUUUUAUAUCAAUUUUUAAAAUAAGUUAUGGUUGGUUAGGUUAGGUUAGGUUAGGUUAGGGUUUAGGUUAGGGUUAGAAUAGAGUUAGGGCGAGGGUUAGUAUUAGGGUUAGGGUUUAGUUUUGUGUUAGGAUAGUUUUCUCUACGUUAUAAAGACGGAAACAUUAUUUUGAAGUACACUAUCUAGCGAUCACCGUUUGUUUUUCACUUUAUUUUACCGUGGACUUUCUUGUAGGUGAAUUUCAUGAGAGAAGAGAGACUAUUAAUUCUUCUGUAAAUACGGACAUCGAAAAGAUCUUCCGUGGAAAGACGUCUGGGCAGCUCUCCGCAUUAAGAAGUCAAAUUAAUCAGAAAAUCUCUGGUGGAGGAACAGUUGAUAUUGGUGAGUUGAAAAUUAACUAUACCCUUAUUGACAACACUGGAUAG